This is a messenger RNA of Ruditapes philippinarum (Manila clam), 2352 nucleotides long. Its product is annotated as caspase-7-like. The record is from RefSeq and is a predicted model, not a curated record. Gene Ontology annotation, cellular component: cytoplasm. NCBI's taxonomy places the organism in Eukaryota, Metazoa, Mollusca, Bivalvia, Venerida, Veneridae. Bases 4 to 855 code for a protein of 283 amino acids. Gene Ontology annotation, biological process: apoptotic process; proteolysis. The transcript has 5 exons.
UCUAUGAAAAAGUCCUGUCGGGGCCGAUGUUUAAUUUUGUCCAACCAGACGUUUUAUGGACCAUUAGAAAAGGACAAAGAAGGUGUCAUGAGGUGUAUACUUCCGACUAGACACGGGACUGUGAAAGAUGCCGAAGACUUGAAAAAAUUGUUUACACAAUUACAUUUUGACGUGAUUACCCGUACUGAAUUAUCAGCUCAGGACAUACACAGUGAGUUGUUACGAGAGGCCUCCCACUCAGAUCAUAGCCAGGCUGAAUGUUUUGUAUGUGUGAUAUGUAGCCACGGGACUAAGGACGGUAUUUAUGGGGUGGACGGCAAAACCAUCUCGCUUGAAAAUGUUACAAAAUACUUUGAUGGUGAUCAUUGCAAACAUUUACAGGCAAAGCCAAAGUUAUUCUUUAUACAGGCUUGCCAAGGAGAGAGAGCAGACAGGCCUGGCUCUAAUGUUAUCGAUGGUGGUCAAGAUUUGUCAAACCUGCUGGAGAGAACUCAUAUAGGUGAUCAAACAGAUGCUGCUAAAGAAACAUUUAAUGAUACACUAAACCCUAAUACUGUACCUACAAAAACAGACAUGUUAAUUGCUUGUGCGACACAUCCAGGUUAUGUAUCCCUCAGGAAUACUCAGUAUGGGUCAUGGUUCAUUCAGGCUGUGAUAUAUGUAUUCCAGAAAUAUGCAUGUAAAGAAGACAUAUUUUCUUUACUUACUUUGGUGAAUAGUCUAGUGGCACGUGGGCGGACAGCUUUAAACCAGGAAGGGCCUCGUGAUGUAGUGCAAGCUUCGUUAUUUACAGCCUCAUUUACAAAGAAGUUCCUAUUUUUCCCUGGAGUGGCGGCAGAUUCUGAACCUAGAUGAUUUUGUUUCCAUGACAAUUAAAUAAUAACAUUGCUGAUUUUGACUUUUGCCUUAAAUUUUUAACAGUGAAAAUAUUAGAAAAGAAAAUGGUAUGCAAUAAAAUUGUGCUGUUGUAUAUUUGAGAAAAAAAUAUGAAUUGAUAAAAUAAUUUCCUCAAAGUUAAAAAUAAGUUUGAUAAAUAUACAAUAUAUCUCCAUUCUCACUUUUAUCUUAUUUCGUUUUAAUUAGCUUUUUUUAUCAUGAUGUUGCAAACAUAUUCAGUGUAUUUUGGUUAUAACAUUGCAUCAAUGUUAACAUUUCAUAGUUCAUGUAAAAGGUAUGUGACGGGAGUUAAAGACUAUUGUGAUAAAGCCAUUGUUAAUGUGAGUUUGUCGAGUUCAUGUAAAUUAUAUGUGACUGGCAGUUUAAGUUUUUGUGAUAAAACCAUUAUUGCAAUGUAAAGGUGGAUUCACAGUUAAUGUUCUUGACUUAAAGUUAGUGGAUGGAGCUGUUUUUUAAUGUAAACAGAUUAAAGUUCAUGUAAAAUGUAUAUAUAACUGGGGAUUUGGUCUACUGUAAAAAAAAAAAAACACAACAGUUUUCUAUAUGUAAAAGGGCUGUCGCGUGGCUAUAGGCCAUUUUCAUGAAGCCAUUUCUUAUGUAAAACUCACAGUUAAAAUAAUUGUAAUAUAGAUUAUUAAUGUAAAUUUCACAGUUCAUGUAAAAGAUGUGUAACUGAAGUUGGUGCAUUUGUAUGAGAGACCUUAGUAUGGGGCAUUUUCUUAUUAUUUUUGAAUUAUCUGUAAUAUGAGAUAGGCCAGGUUUUUUUCAAACUUCAAAAUUUUCAUUUUCAUAUUUAUUAAUUUCAGUAAGUCAUUAGACUUUUAUUGUUUCAUUAAUUGAUAACAAUCGGAAUUUAAUUGGGCCAGAUUCAUCUUAAGUGUAAGGACUGUUCUAUAUUUUUUGUCCCUAAGUGCUACCUAGGGUUUUCAGUUCUUGUAGAGAAAUUUGUUUUCUUGUGAGGAAAUACUCAUCACUUUCUCCACUAUUCACCUUUUGACCUUACCAGUAAUUGCUUUGUUCUUUGACCUUUACCCCCCCCAUUCCCAAAAAAAAAAAAAAAAGAUAUUUAAGCUGUAACAUCUUUCCCAUGAAAGGUAACAGAAAUUCAGGUGGCAUGAUGGAAAUCUUAAUUCUAGUCUCAUUUUGCCUUUCAAGAGGAGCUAAAUCUAUUAUUUCAACUCCACAAAUGUUGGAUUCUUCCCCCAUCUUAUCCCAGGAUACAAACUAACUUUGACCAUUUUAACUUCAUAGAUGUACUACUCUCUACAUUAGAGUGAUCAUCUCAAAGUUAAUAGUCAAGAAAAAAACAAAAACACAUUGUACAUUUAAGAAAUAAAGUUGUGUAGUUUGAUGUUUUAUAUACAUGUAUUUUUGUAUUUUUCUUUAAUAUCAAUACGCUUGAAUACAUGAAAAGUGCUAAAUGUUUUAAAAUAAAAGAUGAUCUUACUACAUGUA